UCCCCUCGGUCGGAGCUCUUCACACGCUGGAGCUCAAACUUUAGUCUGCGGUUCUGUGGUGUAGGAGCGCAGCCUCCACACACACACACACACACACACACACACCCUCACACACACACACACACACACCAUGCAGCAGCAGCAGCGCGGAGUGUUUGGACUUCUGCACGUCGCCAUUUUUCUAUGGACGGCUUUUUGCGUCAAGGACUCUCUGCAGGGGGAACACCAGAGGAGGCUUUAUAAAGAGCUGCUGACCAAUUACAACCGGCUGGAGAGGCCCGUAGCCAAUGACUCGGCCCCGCUCGUGGUGGAACUGGGACUUACGCUGCUCCAGAUUAUAGACGUGGAUGAAAAGAAUCAAGUGCUGAUAACCAAUGCCUGGCUACAACUGGGCUGGACAGACGUGUAUCUGACCUGGAACCCUGACAAUUAUCCUGGGGUGCAAAACCUGCGCUUCCCGUCCAAUCAGAUAUGGACACCAGACAUCCUGCUCUACAACAGUGCUGACGAAAGGUUCGAUGCGACGUUCCACACUAAUGUCCUGGUGAACGCAUCAGGAACAUGCCAGUAUAUACCACCAGGUAUUCUGAAGAGCACGUGUUAUAUAGAUGUGCGCUGGUUCCCCUUCGACGUGCAGAAAUGUGAUCUGAAGUUCGGUUCCUGGACGUAUAACGGUUGGCUGCUGGACCUGCAGAUGCAGGAAGUGGACAUUUCCACCUACAUCCCCAACGGAGAGUGGGACCUAGUGGGUGUUCCAGGAAAGCGUAACGAGCUUUAUUACGAGUGCUGUAAGGAGCCCUACCCUGACGUGACGUUCACCGUGACCAUGCGGAGACGGACGCUGUACUACGGCCUCAACCUGCUCAUCCCCUGUGUGCUGAUCUCAGGCUUAGCCCUGCUGGUGUUCCUACUGCCCGCAGACUCCGGAGAGAAGAUAUCACUAGGAAUCACAGUCCUGCUCUCGCUGACUGUCUUCAUGCUGCUGGUGGCUGAGAUCAUGCCGGCCACGUCUGAUUCAGUUCCUCUUAUAGCUCAGUACUUUGCGAGUACAAUGAUGAUCGUGGGCUUGUCGGUGGUGGUCACGGUCCUUGUUCUGCAGUUUCAUCAUCAUGAUCCACAAGGAGGGAAGAUGCCGAAAUGGGUGCGGGUGAUCUUGUUGAACUGGUGCGCCUGGUUCCUGCGCAUGAAGAAGCCGGGCGAGGACCGCAAAUCUGGCUACAAGUACGCCCACCCGCCGCUUCACCACGCCAGCGCCAGCAGCAUACAGAUGGGUGCCGUCCCCGGUCAGGCGUCUUCCUCUUCAGCCAGCUCGGCCACCAACGGCCACAUGAACCUCUACUUCGGCUACCACACGAUGGACAGCGCCUGCUGCCCGGCCAGCAGCGACUCGGGGGUGUCGUGCGGCGGGGGCCGGCCGGCGGGGGGCUCCCCGGGUCACGAGCAGCAGCGGGGGGAGGUGGUGGCGGUGGCAGGCGAGAGGGAGAUCCAGCGCAUCCUGGCGGAGGUGCUCUACAUCUCGCACCGCUUCCGAGCGCAAGACGAGGCCGAGGCCGUGUGCAGCGAGUGGAAGUUCGCCGCCGCCGUGGUGGACCGCCUCUGCCUCGUCACCUUCUCGCUCUUCUCCAUCAUCUGCACCUUCACCAUCCUCAUGUCGGCGCCCAACUUCAUCGAGGCCGUCUCUAAAGACUACACAUAAUCCCACCGUUCACACUUUGAUAUAUACAGUUCAUAUAUAUUUUUUGUUUUGUAGAUAAAAUAGAUGUGCCGAGGAAGAAAACCUAACCACCACCAUUUGACUCAGUGUGAAGAGAAAUGAUUCAUCGCGACUUCAGUGUGCGAGUCGGUACGAGGAGCGUGAAUCAGUGAGUCAGUAUGAUUUAGUGUGAGUCACUGUGAGAAGUGUGAAUCAGUGAAAUUUAGUCAGAAUCUGCCAAAUUCAGUGAUUCGUUUUGAGUUCACUGGGAGUGGGAAUGUGAAUCAGUGAGAUUCAGUGAGUCAAAGUGAUUCACUCUGAAUCAAAGUGAUUCACUAUAAGACUGCUUUUCACUGUGAGUUAGCACGGAGAUUAUGAAUCAGAGAGAUCCAUUGAGACAAAGUAACUCACUGUGAGUCAAAGUGAUUCACUGUGAGUCAAAGUGAUUCACUGUGAGACAAAGUGAUUCACUGUGAGUCAAAGUGAUUCACUAUCGGACUGCAUUUCACUAAGUUAGCAUGGAGAUUCACUGUGAGUCAAAGUGAUUCACUGUGAGUCAAAGUGAUUCACUAUCAGACUGCUUUUCCCUAAGUUAGCAUGGAGAUUCACUGUGAGUCAAAGUGAUUCACUGUAAGUUAAAUGAUUCACCUUGAGUCAAAAUGAUUCACUGUGGGUCUAAAUGAUUUACUGUUGGUCAAAAUGAUUCACUGUGAGUCAAAGUGAUUCACUGUGAGCCAAAGUGAUUCACUGUGAGUCAAAGUGAUUCACUGUGAGUCAAAGUGAUUCACUAUCAGACUGCUUUUCACUAAGUUCGCAUGGAGAUUCACUAUGAGUCAAAGUGAUUCACUGUGAGUCAAAGUGAUUCAUUGUGAGUCAAAGUGAUUCACUGUGAGUCAAAGUGAUUCACUGUGAAUCAAAAUGAUUCACUGUGAGUCAAAGUAUUUUGCUUUGAAAGAGUUUUUCCACUGUGAUUCAGUAGGGAGAGUGUGAAUCAGAGACGUUCAGUGAGUCAGUGAUAUACUGUGCGAUUCAAUUUAAUUACUGUAUUUUCACUAAAGCUGGAGCAGUAGUAUUAGCGAUUAACUGCUAGCAGUUAGCAGCUAAUGCCGCCCGACAGAGCUCCACAGAGGAACCCUGAAUCUUCCAGUAAGCCAGGGCGAUAUUAGCUAGCGGUUCGUCCCACGUAUCUUGUUUUAACACGGUAAACACACAGACUACAGUCCGAUAAACUUGCCUCUGAACCGCAAAAGAGCUAGCGCUUACCAUGGAUAGCAGGUAAUGCUAAUGCUGCUCCAGCAGUGCUAGCUGGAGUUAGCAGCAGUCUACAGGCAGAUAACACACAACUCUGAAAGGCCAAAAAGCUCAAGUCUCACUGAUUCACAAACUUCCUGAUUCAUUGAGUCAUUGUAAGUGUGAGUCCAGGUCACUGAGUUUUACUGAUUCACUGAUUCAAGAGUUGCUGAGACACGAUUCAUUCAGUCUGUUGAGUCAGUGUGUACUGCCAAAGCUGUUGAACUUUUUCCUGGUCGUUUCUUUUUUUUUUUUUUUU
Astyanax mexicanus (Mexican tetra) is the source of this 3242-nucleotide messenger RNA. It is a transcript of the gene chrna8, whose product is annotated as cholinergic receptor, nicotinic, alpha 8. Lineage: Eukaryota; Metazoa; Chordata; Actinopteri; Characiformes; Acestrorhamphidae. Gene Ontology annotation, biological process: nervous system process; chemical synaptic transmission; regulation of membrane potential. Gene Ontology annotation, molecular function: transmembrane signaling receptor activity; acetylcholine-gated monoatomic cation-selective channel activity. The record is from RefSeq and is a predicted model, not a curated record. The transcript has 10 exons. Gene Ontology annotation, cellular component: neuron projection; postsynaptic membrane; synapse. Bases 131 to 1696 code for a protein of 521 amino acids.